AUGGCGGCCAUAAAACGACACCCCCUCUUAUCCUACCAACCCCUCAGGCUCUUCUUUCAAGUCUACGUUUCCGUCACAAUUCUCCUACGGUUACCUUACUAUGUGGUAACGUCGCUGUUCCCGCGGCUUCGUGCCAACCCAAAGUGGAAUGCCAAACAGAACUUCAUGACUCGCAUGGCGAAGCCAGUGCUAGGAGUCAUUUCUCGUGUUGGCAUCACAGAGAAGCUCGCCCUCACUCCUGGUAAAGAGGGAAGGAGAUUCGAACUAGUGCCUGUUCCAACUACUACGAAGAUUUACCAAGGUCCAUUGCUGUUGAAUCAGGUUCAACCUGCGCAAGUUGGAGGAACGUGGUAUCCUGAUAUUCCCGCAUCGCACUCGAUAUCUGGCAAUGUGGUUCUCUACCUCCACGGCGGCGCCUUUGUCCAAGGAGACGGUCGCACGAGUACGUGUGCCAAGAUCGCCGACUACUUCCUGACAAAGGGUACUGCCGAUCUGGUCUUCUCAUUGCAAUACCGUUUGUCGGGUUAUGGUGGCUUGAAUCCUUUCCCCGCUGCUCUGCAGGACGCAGUCGCCGCCUAUGUGUUUCUGAUUCGCGAACGGAAGAUAUCGCCACGACAAAUCAUCAUCUCUGGCGACAGUGCAGGCGGAAAUCUGGCGGCAGCUUUGAUACGGUACCUGAACGAUUAUGGGUCUGCCAUUGAUCUGCCGCUACCUAAGUGCGCCGUACUGUUCUCCCCUUGGGUCAAUCCUUUCGAACACGAGACGGAGGGCAAUCCGCAACGCGACACGGACUUUGUACCAGGGACAUAUGGAGCUUGGGGUUCGAGUGCAUACGCAGGUGCGCACGCCAACCCUUCUGAGAGUCCAUAUAUGGCGCAGCUAGGUCAUCCGUACUUGACACCUGUUCCCUGGUUUGUGAAUGUGGGAACAGAUGAAGUCCUGUUCCGACAGAUAGAGAAAUGGACCAAUGAGAUGAGAUCAGUCCAAGGUAAUAAGAUGGAAGUAAAUUAUGAGCAGCAUGCGGUACACGACACCUAUUUUGUUGGCCAUCUUUUCGGGUUUGAGGAGAGUGCUUGGGCUGUUGCAUCCAAAGUGGCUGAUUUUGUCGAAUCCCUCCCAAGUCCAGAGUAG
Cordyceps militaris CM01 is the source of this 1131-nucleotide messenger RNA. Its product is annotated as alpha/beta hydrolase fold-3 domain containing protein. Gene Ontology annotation, molecular function: hydrolase activity. The record is from RefSeq and is a predicted model, not a curated record. The transcript is spliced from 2 exons. Bases 1 to 1131 code for a protein of 376 amino acids. NCBI's taxonomy places the organism in Eukaryota, Fungi, Ascomycota, Sordariomycetes, Hypocreales, Cordycipitaceae.